GAGUCUCGGCCAGUGAGAUGGGCCGUCGGGGCCAAUCCCGCCCCGCAGGUGCUCAGCCUGAAGAUGGCGGCAGCCGUGGAGCUGACGUGCCUCGAGAGAUGGCUGGGUUUGCGAGGGGGACGCAAAUACGGUGCGCAGGGCGAGCGGCAGGUUCCUGUCCUUCAAACAAACAAUGGUCUAAGUCUAACAGGAUUGACAACUAUAGCAGCUUACCUGGUCAAGCAAGCCAACAAAGAAUAUUUACUUGGGAACACUGCAGAGGAAAAGGCAAUUGUUCAGCAGUGGCUAGAAUAUAGGGUAACUCGAAUAGAUGGGCCCUGUGGUAAAGAGGAAGUCCGCAUUCUCUUGAAGGAUCUUAAUUCUUACCUUGAGGAUAAAGUCUACCUUACAGGAUAUAACUUUACCUUAGCAGAUGUCUUACUGUACUAUGGGCUGCACCGCUUUAUAGUUGAUCUGACAGUUCAAGAAAAGGAGAAAUAUCUUAAUGUGUCUCGCUGGUUUUGUCACAUUCAGCAUUAUCCAGGCAUCAGGCAACAUCUGUCCGACGUCAUCUUCGUCAAAAACAGACUGUACACCAAUGCCCACUAGAAGUCAUCUGUGCAGUGGAAAUAUCGUACAUGGAAAUUUUAUUCUGCACCAGAGGACUGAUAAAUUGAAAUGCCGCCAUUCUUUAUUUGUUGAACUUGGUAGAACUCUUAAAUGUAAACUUGUGUCUAAGUGUUUAUUCUUUAGUUGAAACUUUUUAUGUAAAACUUCAACUACUGUCAGAACUUGUUGAGAUCAUUUUAACUACCCUGACAAAACUUAUUUUAAUUAAAGUUGUAAACCAGUGGCUUAAUCUUAAAAAAAGAAAAAAUUAUCUUCUCAAAGAUUGGUAUAUUUGGUCAUUUACUGACCUCUCUUUCACGUUGUGAAAUUCAUUUCCCCUUUAUGGAUAUUUACAGUACUUUAUUUACUAAAAAGUGUAAUAAAUGUUGCCAAGGACACAGAAAGGGAAUACAGAUGGAUUUGUUUUUAAAUAUUUAUGUGAGCCAGUAAAUAUGGUUGAAAAACUUU
This is a messenger RNA of Erinaceus europaeus (western European hedgehog), 1056 nucleotides long. RefSeq names its product eukaryotic translation elongation factor 1 epsilon 1 (gene EEF1E1). Gene Ontology annotation, biological process: positive regulation of DNA damage response, signal transduction by p53 class mediator. Bases 64 to 588 code for a protein of 174 amino acids. The transcript is spliced from 4 exons. NCBI's taxonomy places the organism in Eukaryota, Metazoa, Chordata, Mammalia, Eulipotyphla, Erinaceidae. Gene Ontology annotation, cellular component: cytoplasm; aminoacyl-tRNA synthetase multienzyme complex; nucleus. The record is from RefSeq and is a predicted model, not a curated record.